AUGUGCCGAAAUGCUUUGCUCUCUGCUAAUUUUGAAAUGGACAUAAAGGGUCAGAUGUCACUUUACCAAGACCAAAAUGGUGAGGUAUGGUUGACUGGUACUUAUCAGUAUGGCUUUCAAAAACCGGGUACCUGGGAUUAUGGUUGGACAAUUCAGAAUGGUUGUGGAGAUAUUCUUUAUAACCUUACCGAUGAGUUAGCUAUGGAAUAUGCAAAAGAUAGUACAUGUGAUGGUUAUGACGAUUCAAAAUCAAGUUAUCAUAGAAAGAGAGGUAGUUAUUUUGAUAAGAGACAUAAAAAACAUGAAGAUAAAUGUGAAAUUGGGGCAUGGG
Molecule: messenger RNA, 331 nt
Organism: Racocetra persica
Lineage: Eukaryota; Fungi; Glomeromycota; Glomeromycetes; Diversisporales; Gigasporaceae
Source: the annotation of a GenBank genome assembly